This is a messenger RNA of Ramularia collo-cygni, 2505 nucleotides long. RefSeq lists its product as uncharacterized. Gene Ontology annotation, biological process: protein deubiquitination. Gene Ontology annotation, cellular component: nucleus; cytosol. The record is from RefSeq and is a predicted model, not a curated record. Bases 1 to 2505 code for a protein of 834 amino acids. Lineage: Eukaryota; Fungi; Ascomycota; Dothideomycetes; Mycosphaerellales; Mycosphaerellaceae. The transcript has a single exon.
AUGGCCAAGCGACCUCUCAUCACCUACUCUCAUGGCCGCAAAUCUGCUUCCAAGAGAGGACGUUGGGUCGACCUCACCACCGACGACGACGACUUCAUCUCCGCCAGCAUCGACAUGGGCUUCGUUCCAAACACCCUCUCCAACGAUAAAUUGAUCCCCACGAGGCCAACUUCACAAGCCGCCGCCAUGGCAUCCGAGCCCUCGGAUGAGUCCAUUGGCAACGUCGUGGCCUUCACUGGAUGCACACCAUCAGUUGCCACCAGGGCACUCAGAGUGAAGAACAACAAUGUCGAUGCUGCUAUGAAUGCCGUCCUUGAUAAUGAGGAUCUGGAGAAGUUGGAGAGAGAUUUGGGCUGGAACGAGGGCUUGAUGAGCAAUGUGCAACCAUUUGGAGCCAGUGCGGCACCUACCAGAGGGAACUCGCCAGUAGGCUCUAUGCAGCCUAAUACUCAGGAUGAAGCAGACCACCAAAUGGCCGCUGCCUUGGCGGCCUCGCAGCAGGAGACAGGCGUAGUGACUGCAGACGGUACUAACAUGAUUGGACCAUCAAAUCGAAACGAUCCCAGUAAUCAAUGGGCGAUGGUGCUACACGGUGCCCAAGAAGUGCUGGGUGAUGCGGAGAUAGGGAAGCGGGUGCAGGAAAAGGACGCAGUGGAGCCACGCCUUCUGAAACACCUCACCGAUGGUGACUAUACGCCCAACUUCCUCACCAUCUGUCAUGAAAUCCCAGCAGCACGAGAGGCACUUUUGUUGAAAAGCUGGGUCAAGGAUGAGUACGGAUAUGACGAGGGUUGGUGGAGAGGACAGCCCAUUCCUACGCCUACCGUGGUGCAUGUCGCGGACGGAUCUUCGGCCGCAACACCAACCGACAAGCAAGAGGAGCUUAUUGCCGAGCUGCAACGUUUGAUGGUAUUUCUUGGUCACAGCGACAGGAUUUACGCCUCGACAGGAGGACUCACCGAGACGAAGAUGAUCAAGGAGCAUAAUUUGAGUGACGGCUCUCUAUUGGAGCUCGUCUUGAAGAGCUGGACUGCUGCUGCUGCAAACAAGAACCCUGCUGUAUCUGAUAUGUUCACUACAAAGAUGGGCACCAAUUCCAAGGAGGGCAUGGACACACCCUACAUGCCAGUGGCCGAGAUCACCGUUCUGUCCGACCAAAGCUCCAAGAAAUACCUGUCCGAGCUCCUGGACGACCUCAUCUGGUCUCAAGAUCUUGCAGACGACAAUUACAUGGAGCGGCCUGCCGAUGUUCUCAUCAUCAAUUUGAAGCAAGCAGAUCCUGAAAUGAAGCAGCUCAACGUAGACGUGCCUGCGUCUUUCUACAUGGACAAAUAUCUCGAGGAGAAUCUAGAAUCGUCAAGGAUACUCCGUCGUGACAUGAUGCAAGCGCGGCACAAGCUUGAAAGGGUUGAAGCCGUCGAAAAGAAACUUACAACUUGGUCUUUUCGUGAUUCGAAAAAGGCGGAGAAGGAGGCGGCCAAGCUCGAACAAGGGGCGAAGGGCAAGGAUCAGGUUGGGUCGAAAGAGUCUGCGAAGGUGUCUCAUCCUGUCAUCGGGGAGGACAACGCUGAAAUCAAAGUCAAGGAUCUGUUCGCUCACUCAAUUGCUCAUUUUUCUGGCGAGAAUCGCGAGGAAGCAGACGCUUCUGACACUCCCCUCCAGCCCGACCUGCCUGAAUUCCCCGAGAUCGCCGCCAAGCUGGAGCGGGUAAUGUUGAACAUUGAAUUCAAGUUGAGAGAGCUUGCUGUCCUCAAGGAAAAGACGCGCAGCAUGCUGUCUGACCUCUCAAAAUCAACGCCUUCAACAAAACAUCAAUACACUCUACGUGGCGUCGCAACCAAACCUAGCAUUACAUACGUGUUGAGCGCAAAGCCCAGCCCAGAUGUUGAGAUGGUCGGACAAGCUGCUACCAAGCUAGUCGAUGUGGACGACAACACACCGGCAGGCAUGCAAUGGUGGCGACUAGCCUACGAGUCCAGCGGAAGCAACGCAGCCAUUCGUCGUACCCCAGCCGCAGACUAUGACGUCUUACGCGCCGUAGAGCUCGAGCAUACCUCUGCGCUGCUUGUAUACGCAAGUGACCGCGCAAUUGCACCCAUACCAGACUCCUUCUCUGAUAUACCGGAACCACUCAAACAAUUCAUCACGCGUGAUAACCAUCAAGCCAACCUUGAGUUGACAGCUGCGAGGCGCCCUAACCCUGACUUCACCUACUUCGAUCAAGUUAGAGACUCGAUCGAGCCACCAGAUAGCCGCAGAGGUAGUGACAGCAGCUUGAACGUGAACGGCCGGCCAUCACCAUCACCGCCGUCACCGCCAGUGGAUGAGAUCUUCUUAGACCCACCGGAGGAGGAUAGCGCUGGGGUUGUGGAAAUGGCGCAAACGGAACAUUCGAAACCGCUGACGCUGGGUGAUACGGCUAUGGGUGGACUCUCCGAAAGCCAGGGCGCCGGUGCUGAAGGUGGGGAGCAUGUUGAGGAUGCGGACAUCAAGAUGGCAGAAUAG